This is a messenger RNA of Fusarium redolens, 605 nucleotides long. RefSeq lists its product as uncharacterized. Bases 67 to 462 code for a protein of 131 amino acids. The record is from RefSeq and is a predicted model, not a curated record. Lineage: Eukaryota; Fungi; Ascomycota; Sordariomycetes; Hypocreales; Nectriaceae. The transcript has 3 exons.
GAUAUUGGCGUCCUCCAAGCCGUGCUUGACGAGCACCAGAUUGUGAUCGUCAUCUCAACGCUAGCAAUGCAAAUCAUUGGUGACGGAAAGUCCCAGAUUAAUCUUAUUGAGGCAGCUGAGAAGAGCAGUUUCGACGGAGCGAUCCGUGGCCAGCACCUGGGCUGUCCGAACCCCUGCAGAGCAAGCCCCUCAAAGCCCCAACACAACGAAUCGUACGCAACGCUUGAAAAGACGGGGCUCGAAUGGACCACCUUCAACUUGAGUUGGUUCCUCGAGUACUAUUCAAUGCCGCAUGUAGACACAUAUAUCCUGCAGACGACAUUCGUUGUGGACAUGGCCAACAAGUUUGCCUCCAUCCCCGGGGACGGUAAUCAGAUGAUCUUCACAUGCACAAGGGACGUAGCGAAAUUUGUUGUUGCGGCGCUCGACCUGCCAAAUGAGAGCGCGACACAUAUGUCAUAGGCGACAAGAUGACCUUGGAGGAUUUCAUUAAGCUUGUUGAAGAAGCCAAAUACAAACAGAAAAAAAAGGCAAGUGAAUAAUUGCCGCUUUAUAACUUCCAUUAAGCAUCAUAUUAGAAUUUAUUCAUCGCUAUCCAUAUGCCA